AUGUCGGAUUUGCCGGACCUAUUGCGAAGAUCCUGCGAUGCCGGACACCGUUGCCACCUCCGGUUGAACCCGAAUGCGCACUCAAACCCACCUCCGGUCUUCGUGGUACGAACCAUUAAGAACAGGUUUCUUGUUAACGGUGUUUUUGAGGAACAUCUCACGGCCCAUGGACUUCUACCAUUUUCUAAGCCGACAUCGAGCAAGGAGAAGUUCACGUUAGACCCAUCUCUUCUAUCGGCCCUUGUUGAUCGUUGGAGACCUGAAACCCACACCUUCCACUUAAGUUGUGGGGAGCUGACUCCUACGCUAAAAGAUGUUUCCAUGAUCACAGCCCUGCCAAUCAAGGGUACUCCUUUGGUCCCUGCCGCGUAUUCUAGUAUUUGGCCGACUGUGGUACAGGACCGUCUUGGCGUGGGAAUGCCGGCUACGAGCCGCGGAGGGUCACGUCCAAGGGGGGUCCCUCUAAGCUGGUUGGUCAAUAAUUUUCAAGAGUUACCAGCUGAAGCAGAUGCUGCGAUCAUGAGCCGACAUCUUUUUGCCCCUAUAUACGGCUUUGGUUCCGCAAUGCUCGCGUAUACCUAUAGGGGGUUGUGUGAUGCAACAAAGAAAACCAGGGCAUCUUCAAAGGGACAUAUACUUGCUCCAUACAACCCAGAGCGUGUCAUGCGGCAGUUUGGUAAGCAUCAGGAUAUUCCACCACCAUCACCAAGACGCCUUGUUGCUGAUGUUCAUUUGUAA
Molecule: messenger RNA, 738 nt
Organism: Lolium rigidum
Lineage: Eukaryota; Viridiplantae; Streptophyta; Magnoliopsida; Poales; Poaceae
Product: serine/threonine-protein phosphatase 7 long form homolog
Exons: 3
Coding region: 1-738 (245 amino acids)
Biological process (GO): meristem maintenance; meristem development
Source: RefSeq, a predicted model, not a curated record